Messenger RNA from Funneliformis caledonium, 1152 nucleotides. The record is from the annotation of a GenBank genome assembly. Lineage: Eukaryota; Fungi; Glomeromycota; Glomeromycetes; Glomerales; Glomeraceae.
AUGAAUAAGAUUGGAUGGGUCGAAAUUCGAUUGUUAUCUUAUCGGAGUGGUAGUGCAAGUGGAAAAACUAGUGUCUCUGUACGUAUCAUAGAAAAUCUUAACGUACCAUGGGUAGGACUUUUAAGUAUGGAUUCGUUCUAUAAAGUGUUAAACCCCGUAGAUAAAAUCGAAGCACAUAAUAAUAACUUCAAUUUCGAUCAUCCGAAUGCUUUUGAUUUUGAUUUAUUGUUUGAUACAUUGAAGAAUAUGAAAGGGGGAAAGAAAGUCGAAAUCCCAAUUUAUGAUUUUGUGACGCAUGCUAGACUUCCACAAACAAGCUCGUUAUAUGGUGCUAAUAUAUUCGUUGACACGGAUUCAGAUAUUCGGCUUAUUCGUCGAUUAAAACGAGAUAUUAAUGAACGAGGACGUGAUUUUAAUGGUGUAAUACAGCAAUAUCAAAAGUUCGUAAAGCCCUCUUUUGAUCAAUACAUACAACCUACCGUCAAGAAUGCGGACGUGAUAAUUCCACGUGGUCUUGAUAAUUUAGUUGCCAUCGAUUUAAUCACCAAACAUAUACAACGUCAAUUGAAUGAACGUCAAUUCAAUUUUCGAUGGGAUCUUUUAAAGUUCGAUUGUGAUUAUAAAGAAAUACCGAAGAAAGUUACUGUUUUGGAACAAACCACUCAGCUUAAAGGGAUCCAUACUAUUAUAAGAGAUAGAAACACAAAACGUGAUGAUUUCAUAUUUUACGCUGAACGAUUAGCUGCUACGAUUGUAGAAAGGGCGUUGUCAGAAUUAUUAUUUACAAAGCAUGAAAUCAUCACGCCACUUCAUAUGCCAUACGUCGGAAAAAGGUAUACGAUGCAGUUACAUUUUAUUAACCUUCCUAACAAUGUUCAUGAAUGUUAUGUAUUGCUCAUGGAUGCACAGAUAGCAACAGGAGCGGCUGCACUUAUGGCCAUAAGGGUAUUAUUGGAUCAUAAUGUACCUGAGGAUAGGAUAAUGUUCUUGACUUUCCUUGCAACUCCAUUAGGACUUCACGUAAUAUCUAAUGCGUUUCCAAAAGUUAAAAUAUGUACGUCAAUGAUCGAUCCAAAGAUUAAUGACGAAACGUUAUUUAUUGAACCCGGAAUGGGUAAUUUUGGUGAUCGAUAUUAUGGUACUGAUAUCUAA